This is a messenger RNA of Didymodactylos carnosus, 453 nucleotides long. The record is from the annotation of a GenBank genome assembly. NCBI's taxonomy places the organism in Eukaryota, Metazoa, Rotifera, Eurotatoria, Philodinida, Philodinidae.
AUGAUAAACAAUAGUCUAGAAGUUGAAUUACAAUUAUGGCAAUCCUAUUUAGAUAUUGGUUUACAACAGCAAAUAUGGUCAGAUCGACUUUGUACAAUGGCAAAGACAAAUGAUUUCAAAUUAUGUCAACAAUAUGUUAUCACUUAUAUACAAAAUAUUAAACAACAAUUGAAUGAAUGUCAACUAGAAUUGUCAAAACAAUCUCAACCAUAUCGGAUGACAACAUUACCAUUUGAUCAGAUUGACGAUCGUCUUAAAGAAACGGUUGAUCAUGAACGAAAAUAUUUAUCAACAAGAAAUAAUAAUCAAUUACUUAAGUUCAAAGAUGAUAUUCAUGAAAAAGAAUUAUUUAGAAUUAUAUUUACGUAUCGUCUUACUACUGAUCAAAGGUACGGACCCGAUUCAAAUGAUGAUAUAGAUAGUACGAGAGACCGGCUACAUGAUGUACUAUAG